AUGGUAUGCUGUUUACUACAUCACAACAUUGGUCAUAGCAGCAAUAAUAACGGAACUGAUAACAGUGUAUCUUUCUGCUUAGACUCAGAUAAUACUAUCAAUAUAGAUUUUUUAAUAGAUAUUACUGAUAUUACAACUCUAACUUAUCUCUAUAGCAAACGGUGGUAUAAAGUAACGCCAGCCGUGCCUGAUACCCUGAGCAACAGUGUUCCCAGUCGAAGUCCUACUGCUUUAGCAGGCGUCGCGAAACAAAACGAUAAUUCGGACACCAGCUCUAUUACUCUGCCAAUGACUCUGACACGGACCCUGAUAUUUGGUUCUAGUCGAAAGAUUGAUCGACUCAGCAAUUUGAAGACACAGGUCAUAAGUACACGGAAUCGACCACUGCAUGCCCCCCUGCAGCGUGUACGGGAGGGGAUGGGGGAUAAAUCCAUGCUACAGAGCAUCUUCCACAGCAAACCUAUCUCAUAG
Aspergillus sclerotioniger CBS 115572 is the source of this 471-nucleotide messenger RNA. RefSeq lists its product as uncharacterized. The transcript has 3 exons. NCBI's taxonomy places the organism in Eukaryota, Fungi, Ascomycota, Eurotiomycetes, Eurotiales, Aspergillaceae. The record is from RefSeq and is a predicted model, not a curated record. The coding region runs from base 1 to 471 and encodes 156 amino acids.